GUUGACAUGUCAACACUCGGUCAAAAUGUCACCACGUCUCAAAAUAUCAAAAUAUGUUAUUGAGAGGUUGUCUCUAAUAGAUACGGAGGAGAGCACAGGAUGUUUGUAUGGGCUUAUGUACGAUGGCAUCCUACUUGUCGUAGGACUGAGUUUAGAAUUGUUUGAAAAAGAAAAGAACACAUAUAACCAAUUGCUCCUCAAUUUGCCCGCCGAGAUAGAACUUUGCGGUGUCAUUAAAUUCAGCGACUCCUUAACUAUAGAAAAUAAAGCAAAAGAAAUACUGCAGGAUGUAGAUAUAACAGACAAUCCUCUUGUUAUUAUCAUAAGUAAAGAGAAAAAUAUAAAAGCACAUUUCUUAGUACAUGACAAGUUUGAGGAGACAAGCUAUGAGGUUAUGGAAAAUGAUGAGCUAUGGAAACAGUUUCUUCAUGUUCGUCUAAAUACUAUAUUGCCACUUACAUGUGAGGCUACUAUAGCUGGUGUGAAGAAUACACUACAAAAUAAAAGAAAAAAGAUAGCUUCUGGUCAAGUAUCAUUCCACAUAGAUGGUACAGCUGUAUAUCUGUUUGGUAUAGCAUCAGAUGUUGGAGUAACUGGUACAAGCACUGAGGCAAAUAUUGGUGAACUGAUAGACUCCAUGAGUGCAGAGCAACCAUCUAAAAAGAAGAAAAUUAAUAUACAUUCUUUGAAUAUAAUUCCUGUGAAUUUAGUUAUGAAGACAACAAAGGAUAUUUUAUCUGAUAAGCUUGUGAAAACAGCUGUUAAAAUGAUGACUACGCAAAGAAAACGUAAGGCUGCAUUUUGCAUCAGUAUGCCAUUGAAAGUGGAUACAUUGGCAAUGAUACACUGUAACACAAAGUUGUCGGAGCUGUACACAGUAUUGGUGGAAGCAGCGUGUCGUUCACUCAGAUUGCUGGAGAGUGUACUGCUUGAACAACUAGGUCAAGAAGGUAUUGGUGAUGGAGCUGGAUUACGUUUGCCUGAAACAUUCCACUAUUUACCUGAACAGCUUGGACAUUUCUUAACUCGAGUUGUGCCCAAAUCUAUACCGGACGAGAGCAUGGAACGCGAGAGAAUACAGUUACACGAGCAAUUAGCUUUACCUACUGACAAGCCUAUAUUCCGACGAGGCAAUGCAUACAUCACAUAUGGUGGUCGUCUGGUUAACCCUCACGAAGCUCUACCAAUGCCCUCCUCUGUGCCGCAUGUGACAGUGGCGUUAGUAAGAGGCCGGUACACUUACCAUCAUUAUAUGCAGGACAACUUCAAUGAUGAUGGAUGGGGUUGUGCAUAUCGUUCUAUGCAAACGAUUUUUUCAUGGUUCAGGUAUCAAGGUUAUAACACGACCAAUAUACCAACACAUAGAGAGAUCCAAGAGUGCCUCGUUAAUAUUGGUGACAAGCCGACAACAUUCAUUGGGUCCAGGCAAUGGAUUGGCUCCACAGAAGUCAUGUUUUGUCUGGAGACUCUCCUCGGAGUUCAGUCAAGGAUCAUAUUUGCUAACACCGGAGCGGAGCUGCAGAGUUACACACCAGAGUUGAUUCAUCAUUUCCAAAAGCAUGGUAGCCCUAUUAUGAUUGGGGGCGGAGUACUAGCACAUACAAUCAUAGGUGUUGAAUAUAACUCUGAGAAAAAUGAAACUCGCUACCUUAUUCUUGACCCUCAUUACACAGGUGCAGAUGACAUAACAACUGUGGUAGGUAAGGGCUGGUGCGGAUGGAAGACAUCAGACUUUUGGAAUAAAACCGCUCAUUAUAAUCUCUGUUUGCCACAAACUAGACCUUGUAUUUAGGUAUAAUUAUUUAAUAUGCAUUUCUUUUUAUUUUAUGCUCUAAACUACUUGGGUUAAACAACUUAAAUAAUGUUGGAACGGUUUGUUAUUUUUAUUUACUACGCUUAGCUUCUUUGUCUGUCAAGGGUCCAGUAUUCAAUUCUCAACUAAAGUAACUUAUUCAUAUUUCCCUCCAAUAAUGUACUGAAUUGCAUGAGAAUAUAGUAAAAGAAAGUAAUUUUAUUGAAUAUAAUGAAUGUAUCUUGAAUGAAGAUAGACAUUACCUAAGGUUGUUUCAAAAUCCGUAAAAUUUUAUAUAAUAGUAAAACAUUAGAGCACCAUUAAUAAAAUAAU
Messenger RNA from Papilio machaon (common yellow swallowtail), 2125 nucleotides. It is a transcript of the gene Ufsp2, whose product is annotated as ufm1-specific protease 2. The coding region runs from base 26 to 1792 and encodes 588 amino acids. Lineage: Eukaryota; Metazoa; Arthropoda; Insecta; Lepidoptera; Papilionidae. The transcript is spliced from 10 exons. The record is from RefSeq and is a predicted model, not a curated record.